ACGCCCCCGGGCGGUUCGAAAGGCGGAGGAGGCUUUGAGCCCUGGUGUUCGAGCCCGCGACUGUCCUCCCGAGGAGCGAGCCUGGGGCUGGACGGCUCGGCCUCCUGCCGCCCGAGGAGCCUGUGAGGAACGCGGAGCCUCCAGGACACGGGCGCCACCCCUUAGCUGCCCGCCGCCCUGCCUGCGGCGCCACCUCUCGCGCAGGACGCGAGCCAGGCCGCGCGCGAGCCAGGCGGAGCCUCUCUUCUCCUGCCUUCCAGCGUGCUUUUUUUUUUUUUUUUUUUUUUUUGCAUCGUUUGACAUUUGGGUUCAGUUAAACUUGGGGCUUCUACGAAGAAGGACCUGUUUGGUUUUGUUGUUAGGGUGUUUUUUGGUUUGUUUGUUUUUGUUUAUUUUCAACAUGGCAGCCUCCAGCCGCGCACAAGUUUUAGAUCUGUACCGGGCGAUGAUGAGAGAGAGCAAGCAUUUCAGCGCCUACAAUUACAGAAUGUAUGCUGUCAGGAGAAUAAGAGAUGCCUUCCGAGAAAAUAAGAAUGUAAAAGACCCUGUAGAAAUUCAAGCCCUGGUGAAUAAAGCCAAAAGAGACCUUGAAAUAAUCCGCAGACAGGUCCAUAUUGGCCAACUAUACUCAACUGACAAGCUUAUCAUUGAGAAUCAAGAGAAGCCCAGGACAUAGGAAGCCAGCACAAGGAAACAGCCUCCACAGCAGAACUGACCACCUCCAGCAUCCAUUCUAUAUGGUGGAACCUCCCAGUACUGGGUGAAAUAGCCACUGCUCUGCCUGCCUUGUAGGCGCUGAUAAACUGAGUCCCAUUUGCAUUCUGUCACAGCUGUUAUGUGAAGAAAUGGCUGUGUAUCCUCAUUUCGGGUGUAAGAGUGAAGAGCUGGAGGUCACUCAGAAUAAUGCUAUAUGUUAUUGUGUCUCCUCGCCAUCCUACCCCAUCUUAAAGAUCACCCACAUUUGUAUAGAGCUUUUGCAGACUCUGUGUCUUGGUCCUUAACAGUAAACAUAAUUAUCUCUCUAUCCUUUUGUACCAAAUAAACCCAUUACAAUGAAUGUGCAUUUAUUUCCUGACACGGCAGGAAUGGUAGAAGUGGGAACUCAAAAGGAGGGCCCCACCCCACCAACAACUGAAGAUUGCAAGAGUAAGCACCAGUUCAGACACAGGUAAUGAGGACAUGGAUCAAGAUGAGGAGUCUAAGGUACACCCCGCCACUCAAACCUACAAAUGCAGAUUCCCAAGUCCCUCCACAUCCCAUGCACACUGGAAUCUCAGUUCUGGCAAUCCCCAAGGAAAGCCAUGCACUGAAGUGUGUCAUAUGUAAUCCUGAGACACCAGGGGCACUGGGAAUGUCUUAUGACUGCACGUUACCUGUGCUGUUUAACACCUUAGAGUCAACAGGGAGUGAAGAACCCAAAGAUGGAAUAUUCAGAAUCCAGUUCUCAAGGUUAGAGAGAUGGCUCAGCACUUAUGAGGACAUUCGAAAAUUUUAAAAGUAUGUUUCGCUCUUGUAGAGGACCCAGGUUUGAUUUCCCAGUAUUCCAGGGGCUCCCAACCAUCUGUAGUCCAACUUCCAGGCAUCUGAUGCCCUCUGAAGGCUGCUGCAGUACCAGGUGUGCACAUGGUGCACAUACAUACGUGCUAGCAAAACAUUCAUGAGCAUAAAAAGUAAACCUUAAUUUAAAAAUUAAUAAAAAUAGAUAAAAUAUGGCUCUCCA
This is a messenger RNA of Mus musculus (house mouse), 1720 nucleotides long. It is a transcript of the gene Lyrm4, whose product is annotated as LYR motif containing 4. Gene Ontology annotation, biological process: [2Fe-2S] cluster assembly; iron-sulfur cluster assembly. The record is from RefSeq and is marked validated. Lineage: Eukaryota; Metazoa; Chordata; Mammalia; Rodentia; Muridae. The coding region runs from base 401 to 676 and encodes 91 amino acids. The transcript has 3 exons. Gene Ontology annotation, molecular function: molecular adaptor activity; structural molecule activity; protein homodimerization activity. Gene Ontology annotation, cellular component: nucleus; nuclear body; mitochondrial [2Fe-2S] assembly complex.